Molecule: messenger RNA, 5879 nt
Organism: Castor canadensis (American beaver)
Lineage: Eukaryota; Metazoa; Chordata; Mammalia; Rodentia; Castoridae
Gene: Pdcd11
Product: programmed cell death 11
Biological process (GO): rRNA processing
Cellular component (GO): small-subunit processome; nucleolus; nucleus
Molecular function (GO): RNA binding; protein binding
Source: RefSeq, a predicted model, not a curated record
CUCUAGGUGUACUGGUCUCCGCGUGUGUGAGUGCUGCCGCCAGGACUUUGAGGUAGGGAGGUGCUGGCGCAGUGGAACUGAAGACCCAAACAUGGCAGCCCUAGAAGAAAGCUUCCCCCGAGGAGGUACGAGGAAGAUCCACAAAUCAGAGAAACCUUUCCAGCAGUUAGUUGAACAAGACAACUUAUUUAAUAUUUCCAAUGAAGAAGAACCCACCAAAAGGAAGAAGCAGCAGAAAGAGCCAGCAAAAAUUAAAAAGUUGAAAAUUGAAAAGAAAGCAAGCAAGAAGUCUAUAAAAGAGAAGUUCGAAAUCCUUAGUAUUGAGUCACUAUGUGAGGGAAUGCGGAUUUUGGGUUGUGUGAAAGAGGUAAAUGAACUGGAACUGGUGAUCAGUCUACCUAAUGGCCUUCAGGGGUUUGUGCAAGUGACUGAAAUCUGUGAUGCCUAUACCAAAAAGUUGAAUGAACAGGUGGCACAAGAAGAACCUCUGAAGGACCUACUUCGCUUACCUGAACUUUUUUCACCUGGAAUGCUGGUAAGAUGUGUGGUGAGCAGCCUAGACAUCAAAGAGAGGGGCAAAAAGAGUGUCAAGCUAUCUCUGAAUCCCAAAAAUGUCAACAGAGUGCUGAGUGCUGAGGUCCUGAAGCCUGGCAUGCUGCUGACAGGCACAGUGUCAAGCCUGGAAGACCAUGGCUACCUAGUGGAUAUUGGUAUUGGUGGGACCAGAGCUUUUCUGCCUCUGCAAAAAGCCCAGGAGUACAUUCGACAGAAGAACAAAGGUGCCAAACUGAAUGUGGGUCAGUACCUGACUUGCAUCAUUGAAGAGGUGAAAAGCAAUGGAGGAGUUGUUAGUCUGUCUAUAGGACAUUCAGAGAUUUCUGCUGCCUUUGCAACUGAGGAGCAAAAUUGGACCCUUAAUAACUUGCUGCCAGGGCUGGUGGUCAGAGCCCAGGUACAGAAGGUGACUCAGUUUGGCCUCACGCUAAACUUCCUCACGGUCUUCACUGGCCUGGUUGACUUCAUGCACCUGGAGCCCAAGAAAGUUGGGACAUAUUUCUCAAACCAAGCAGUGAGGGCCUGCAUUCUCUGCAUCCAUCCUCGGACAAGAGCUGUGCGCCUGAGCCUGCGCCCCGUCUUCCUGCAGCCUGGGCGGCCGCUCGUCCGGAUCUCUUGCCAGCACCUAGGAGCUGUGCUGGAUGAUGUUCCUGUCCAGGGGUUUUUCAGUAAGGCUGGGGCCACCUUCAGGCUGAAGGAUGGGGCUCUGGCCUAUGCCCGGCUCAGUCAUCUCUCUAAUUCUAAGAAAGUUUUCAAUGCUGAGGCCUUCAAGCCAGGGAAUACUCACAGGUGUAGAAUUAUUGACUAUAGUCAAAUGGAUGAACUGGCCUUGCUUUCUCUGAGGACAUCUGUUAUUGAAGCUCAAUAUCUUAGAUAUCAUGAUAUCAAAACUGGGGCCGUCGUAAAGGGCACAGUGUUGACUAUAAAACCAUUUGGGAUACUGGUAAAGGUGGGUGAGCAAAUGAGAGGCCUGGUACCUCCCAUGCACCUUGCUGACAUCCUGAUAAAGAAUCCAGAGAAGAAGUACCACAUUGGGGAUGAGGUCAAGUGCCGGGUUUUGCUUUGUGACCCUGAAGCCAAAAAGCUGAUAAUGACCCUGAAGAAAACCCUGGUCAUGUCCAAACUACCUGCCAUUACCUGCUAUGAUGAUGCCAAGCCUGGUCUACAGACACAUGGGUUCAUCAUCAGGGUCAAGGACUAUGGCUGUAUUGUAAAGUUCUACAAUGACAUCCAGGGACUGGUGCCCAAGCAUGAACUCAGUGCCCAGUACAUCUCUGAUCCAGAGAAGGUCUUUUACAUUGGUCAGGUGGUGAAGGUUGUAGUGCUGAACUGUGAACCAUCCAAAGAGAGAAUGCUCUUAUCCUUCAAGCUGUUGAACGAUCCAGAACCAAAGAACAAGAGUGUUGGAAACGGUCAGAAAAAAGGAAAAGUCGUUAAUACUGGGCAGUUGGUGGAUGUGAAGGUUUUAGAGAAGACCAAAGAUGGGCUGGAGGUGGCCGUCCUGCCUCACAACAUCCCUGCUUUCCUCCCCACACCUCAUCUGUCAGACCAUGUUGCCAAUGGCCCGCUGUUAUAUCACUGGCUCCAGGCAGGUGACACCCUUCACCGAGUCUUGUGUCUGAGCCAGAGUGAGAAGCAUGUUCUCCUUUGCAGGAAGCCAGCUUUGGUCUCCACAGUAGCAGGUGGCCAGGAUCCCAAGAGCUUCUCAGAAAUCCAGCCUGGAAUGCUGCUCAUUGGUUUUGUGAAGAGCAUCAAGGACUACGGUGUGUUCGUCCAGUUCCCCUCAGGUCUUAGUGGACUGGCCCCCAAAGGUAUCAUGAGUGACAAGUUUGUGACCACCCCAAGUGACCACUUUGUUGAAGGGCAGACAGUGGUUGCAAAGGUGACCAAUGUGGAUGAGGAGAAGCAGAGGAUGCUGCUGUCGCUGCGGCUGUCAGACUGCGCUUUGGGGGAGCCGGCCAGCACCAGCCUCCUCCUCCUAAGCCAGUGCCUGGAGGAGCUGCAAGGCGUGCGGAGCCUCAUGAGCAGUCGAGACUCUGUGCUGAUCCAGACACUGGCUGAGAUGACUCCAGGGAUGGUUCUUGACCUAGUGGUGCAGGAAGUAUUGGAGGAUGGUUCCGUGGUGUUCAGUGGGGGCCCAGUGCCUGACCUGGUUUUGAGAGCCAGCAGAUACCAUCGGGCAGGACAGGUGGUGGAAUCUGGGGAGAAGAAGAAGGUUGUAAUCCUCAAUGUUGAUAUGUUGAAGUUGGAAGUGCAUGUUUCCCUUUCCUGGGACUUGGUGAAUAGAAGAACUAAAAAGCUGAAAAAAGGCAGCCAGCAUCAGGCAAUUGUGCAGCACCUGGAGGAGUCCUUUGCCGUGGCCUCCUUAGUAGAGACUGGCCACCUGGUAGCUUUCUCCCUGACCUCUCACCUCAACGACACCUUCCGUUUUGACUCUGAGAAGUUGCAGGUGGGACAGGGUGUCUGUCUAACCCUCAAGACCACAGAACCGGGAGUGACUGGUCUUCUUUUGGCUGUUGAGGGGCCAGCUGCUAAGAGGACCAUGAGACAGACUCGGAAGGAUUCUGAGACAGUUGAGGAGGAGGAGGAGGAGGAGGAACCAGCUCUGGCUGGGACUCAGAAGAAGCACACCCUAGCUAUUGGGGACAUUGUCACUGGGACUGUCAAGUCUAUUAAGGCCACCCAUGUGGUUGUGACUCUGGAAGAUGGCAUCAUUGGCUGUAUCCAUGCCUCCCACAUACUAGAUGAUGUUCCAGUGGGCACCUCUCCUACUACCAAGCUGAAAGUUGGGAAGACAGUCACUGCCCGAGUGAUUGGUGGGCGAGAUGUGAAGACACUGAAGUUCCUACCAAUUAGUCACCCCAGAUUUAUUCGAACCAUCUUGGAGUUGAGUGUUCGGCCAAGGGAACUGGAAAAAAAUGGCCACACUGCUCUUGACACUUACUCUAUAAGCCCUGUGGAGAAGAUUAAGCAGUACCGGACUGGUCAGACUGUGACUUGCUUCUUAAAGAGGUACAAUGUCGUUAAGAAAUGGCUUGAGGUGGAGAUUGCACCGGACAUCCGAGGGAGAAUUCCCAUGUUGCUCACUUCUCUUAGUUUCAAGGUUCUAAAACAUCCAGAUAAGAAGUUUCAGAUUGGCCAGGCCUUGAAGGCUACUGUGGUUGGCCCCGAUUCCUCCAAGGCCUUCUUGUGUCUCUCACUCAUAGGUCCUCAUAAGCUUGAGAAAGGGGAGCUGGCCAUGGGCCGAGUGGUGAAGGUGAUUCCUUACAAGGGGCUGACUGUCGCCUUCCCCUUUGGGAAAAUGGGGAGAGUCAGUAUAUUUCACCUGAGUGACUCCUACUCUGAGGCACCCCUAGAAGACUUUGUCCCCGAGAAGAUUGUCAGGUGUUAUGUCCUAUCCAGUGAGGACCAUGAAUUGACUUUGUCACUGCGAUCAUCCAGGACAAACCCAGAGACAAAAAGCAAAAUAGAAGAUCCAGAGAUUAACUCCAUCCAGGACAUUAAGGAAGGGCAGGUCCUUAGGGGCUACGUGAAGUCUGUCCAGUCAAACGGUGUGCUCUUGGGGCUUGGCCCAUCAGUUGUGGGUUUGGCCCAGUACUCAUAUGUGUCCCAGUGUAGCUGGCCCAAGAAUGACCUUGAUAGCAAAUACCUCCCUGAAGGGAAGCUGCUUACUGCCAAGGUCCUAAGCCUGAACUACCAGAAGAAUCUGAUAGAGCUGUCGCUCCUCCCCAGUGAUACUGGGAAGCCAGAUGUGUUUUCUACCUCCCUGGAUCUGCCACUUCUGAAGCAAGAGGAGAGAAGAGGAGAGGCCAAGGAGAGGGACCAAAAAGAAGAGAAGGAGAAGAAGAAGAGUCAGAAAAGGAAAAAAAAGAAGAAGAGCCUGAAGGGGCAGGUAGAAGUGAAGCUACACAGCCAGGAGAAGAAAGAGCCCCAGAGACCACAGGGGAAGCAGGGCAAGCGGGAACGCCAGGAGUCUGAGAGUGAGCAGGAAAGAGUGAACAAGAAGCCAAAGAAGGCUGGUGCGUUGGAGGAGGAUGACAGUAGUGUGGAAGUUUAUUAUCGGGAGGGAGAAGAGGAGAUAGAGGAGCCAAAUGUGCUGCCCAAGGGGAAGCAGGCUAAACCUGCAGAAGUGCCCCGGCUGCAGCUCUCUUCAGGUUUCCUUUGGGACGUGGGGCUCGACUCUCUGACCCCAGCCUUACCACCUCGAGGAGAGAGCUCGGACAGCGAGGAGGAUGAGAAGCCACACCAACCCACGCAGAAAAAGAAAAGCAAGAAGGAAAGAGAGUUGGAGAAGCAGAAGGUGGAGAAAGAGCUGUGCCGCAUCGAAGAGGCACUCAUGGAUCCCGGGCGACAGCCGGAGUCAGCAGAUGACUUUGACCGGCUGGUCCUGAGCUCCCCCAACAGCUCCAUCCUAUGGCUGCAGUACAUGGCUUUCCACCUGCAGGCCACGGAGAUCGAAAAGGCCCGGGCUGUGGCUGAGAGGGCCUUAAAGACCAUCUCCUUCAGAGAGGAGCAGGAGAAACUGAACGUGUGGGUGGCAUUUCUGAACCUGGAAAACAUGUAUGGCUCUCAGGAGUCCCUGUCCAAGGUCUUUGAGCGGGCUGUGCAGUACAACGAGCCUCUCAAGGUCUUUCUCCAUCUGGCUGACAUCUAUACCAAGUCUGGGAAGUUGAAGGAAGCUGGUGAGCUGUACAACCGGAUGCUGAAGCGUUUCCAUCAGGAGAAAGCUAUCUGGGUCAAAUAUGGUGCCUUUGUUCUGCGGGGGAGUCAAGCUGGGGCCAGUCACCGUGUGUUACAGCGAGCCCUUGAGUGCCUACCUACCAAGGAGCAUGUGGAUGUGAUUUCCAAGUUUGCCCAGCUGGAGUUCCAGCUGGGGGAUGCAGAGCGAGGCAAAGCCAUUUUUGAAAGCAUACUGAGUACCUAUCCAAAGCGCACAGAUGUCUGGUCAGUCUACAUUGACAUGCUCAUCAAGCAUGGGAGCCAGAAGGAAGUCCGGGACAUCUUUGAGCGGGUCAUUCAUCUGAGCUUGGCCCCCAAGAGAAUGAAGUUCUUUUUUAAGCGCUACCUGGACUUUGAGAAGCAACACGGCACUGAGAAGGACGUGCAAGCAGUCAAGACGAAGGCCCUGGAAUAUGUGGAGGCCAAGAGCUCAGUGCUGGAGGACUAGUGGCCACUGGCUCCACCUGAAAUGGCCAACUCAGCCCCCUUGAAGUUCCAGGGCUCCUGGAAAACUCGUGUGGGGACACUAUUUAUGCGCUGCUUUUUCUGCAGCACCUUUGGGGUAAUCCUGUCAAGAUGAAAAGGAAUUUGAGGUUGUUUGGUUU